This is a messenger RNA of Zygosaccharomyces rouxii, 2661 nucleotides long. RefSeq names its product Cyk3p (gene CYK3). Bases 1 to 2661 code for a protein of 886 amino acids. Lineage: Eukaryota; Fungi; Ascomycota; Saccharomycetes; Saccharomycetales; Saccharomycetaceae. The transcript has a single exon. The record is from RefSeq and is a predicted model, not a curated record. Gene Ontology annotation, molecular function: protein binding.
AUGUCAGUUAGCAUACAAGUACCACCUCUUCCGUUCAAAGUUAAGGCGAGAUAUGGUUGGUCAGGACAAACUAAAGGUGAUUUGGGGUUUCUUGAAGGUGAUGUGAUGGAGGUGACAAGAAUCACUGGUGAUUGGUUUUAUGGUCGUCUACUUAGAAAUAAGAAAUGCUCUGGUUAUUUCCCCAAUAACUUCGUGAAUAUUCUCCAGGAGCGUUUAAAUAGGAAUCAAGAAGCUAAAAAGAAGGAAGUCAUGUCACAACCACCACCACCACCACCACAAGAAAGUAGUAGGAAAGUUGGAAUUCCACCAAUCCCAGCAAGAAGUACAGAAGAAGGGUCGCCGAGAUCUUCACGGUCUUCGAGAUCUUCAAAAUCGUCAGAUGGGUCCCUGAGAGCUAUAGCAAAGAGACAACAACAACAACAAGAAGCUGCCAACGUGAGACAUUUAAGGUCAAGAGGUUAUCAUGCGUAUUCAUCGCCAACUCUUCCAACGGUAUCACCUAGUGGACAUGAGGCACUGUCUGCAAAGAUGUAUAGAAUCCCAGAAUCUACAUCGAGGCGAUAUGAAGGGGAAUCAGAUUUCUUACCAGAACUUCCACCAAUUCCAAUUUCGCCACGAACUGAUCUUCAUCGCCGUCCGAAACUGCCGCCAAGCUUAAAAUCUAAAUCGGCGGCAGAUUUAUAUGCAGUUGGAACCUCAAAAGAUUCAUUUGACUAUUUUCAAGAGCAUAAAAAUUUCUACGAUGGAUAUCAUCCAUCGAGUUCAUCCUCGUUUACCAAUGACACAACUUCAAUGGAUCUUUUCUCGGAUGCUCAAUACUUGGAAAAUUCGGCUCUGAGUAGUGAAAAUAGUUAUGCCAUUAUGAGUGAUUUCAGUGCUACUAGUGCUGGUAGUUUUGCUAGACAUAAAUUUGCUCAAUCCUUUGAAGACUCUCUAGAAAGAUCUCAAAAUGCUACUGGUAGCGGUUCUCUAAAUGAUUCCGGUAACGGCAAGAUGGGAGGUGUGCUUCGAAGAAUGGUUAAAAAGGGUAGUGGUUCACCAGUAAGUGAUGUUCCAGGAAGUCCGGUUUCAGGUGAAUAUCCAAAACUGCCAGAUCUCAAGUCAUUAGUAGUCAAUUCAACGAGAUCAGAUGCUCGUGAUUGGCUCACCGUUAAGACUCAUCUGAACAGAUCAAGGUCCCUAACCAAACAUGAAAAGCAUCCAAGGUACAUGCGAGCCCUUGAAAUGCAUAGAGAUUUGGUAUUACAUCCGCAAGAUGCAAUUUACAAUGGCUUAAAUACGAAUGAAGUUAAGGCACAUGGUCAACCGGGGAUUGUAGAUAUCGAAUUAGCUGGCCUCAAUUUGGAAUAUAUCGAUAAUAUGACAAGGAAAAGAUGCAUAAAGGAUGGAUCAAUGAGGCUGGACGAUUGGGCGCAGACUACUUUUUCUGCUAGGUAUGCCACUCCAGUGGAAAAAUUAAGAGGCAUAUACGUUUUCUGUACAGAGAUGUUUGGAUUAGUCGACGAUAACGGUUGUACUGAUUUUUCGAGGCAACCAUCUCAUUUAGAUCGAAUUCUUUAUCAAAAGCAUUGUACGCCUUACCAAUUGACAUGUCUCUUCAAAAGGUUAUGCAACUCUCUAGGGAUUACGUGUGAGGUUGUCAUUGGAUUUUUAAAGACACCCAUUUCCAAAACACAUGAAUUUAAAUACAAUCACUGCUGGUUGAGAGUGUUAGCAAACAAGGAAUGGAGGUUUAUCGAUGUCAUUCUGGGGAACGUUUCAAACCCAGUGCAUGAAUUUGUUAAUAACAAAAGAAUAACGAGGGCAGAGAAUAGGUAUUUCUUGGUGGAACCUCUAGAGUUCAUCUAUACACACGUUCCUGCCAAAGAAUCGGAACAACAUAUUGUUCCCAGCAUUGAUCAAUUAUCGGCACUAUAUCUGCCCUUAGUCUUCCCAUCUUUCUUUAGAAAUGGGUUGAAGCUUUACAAAUUUAGUACCGCAUUAGCAUAUUUGGAGGAUUCGGAGAUUUAUGAAUGUUCUAUUGAAAUCCCUAGUGACAUUGAAGUAUUUGCAUCAGUGGUUAUCCCCGCAGAAAAUUCGAAACUUGCUAAGGCAUCUAGAAAGAUGGAUUUGGCAUUGACUCAAGUGAAAAGACAUAGAGUGGAUAGUUCACGCAGAAUAGCCGUCGUAAAGGCCAUCUUACCGCCGGGCGUGAAGGAAGGUGCCUUGUACAUCCAUUCUGGGUUAAGAGGAUCUCAAACAACCUUAGCCAAUGUCCAUCCAUUGUCCAUGAUGGUGUCACUACAACAUGAAGGUGAAGAGAUGAAAUAUGAAUUCGUAGUUCGUAGACCUUCCGAAAAUGUACAAAAAGUGGAAAUGUACGUUGUGGAACCUCAGAACAAGUAUUUGUUUGUCAAUAACGAAUACAGCUUUGAAAUAAUUCAACAGCCUUUUGAUGGGAUAUUAUACAACCCUUCUGGUAUCAACAAGAAUUGUAAGCAACCGUUGGCUCUAAAAUCACCCUCUGGUAAAAUUUACGAAUUAAAGAAGAAUGAUCCUCACUUUGCAUUUGGAACUUGGAAAUUCAACGUCGUUCUUAAGGAAACAGGUGUUUGGACAGGUUUAGUUCUAGCUGAUUCUGGUAUGGGCUGGUGCAGUUUCGCUGAAUGGCUCUGUAUUUAA